Messenger RNA from Thamnophis elegans (Western terrestrial garter snake), 1167 nucleotides. Its product is annotated as estradiol 17-beta-dehydrogenase 11-like. NCBI's taxonomy places the organism in Eukaryota, Metazoa, Chordata, Lepidosauria, Squamata, Natricidae. Gene Ontology annotation, molecular function: oxidoreductase activity, acting on the CH-OH group of donors, NAD or NADP as acceptor. Gene Ontology annotation, cellular component: lipid droplet. The record is from RefSeq and is a predicted model, not a curated record.
GGAGUUUUGUCAGAGCUUUAGUUAGUAGUUGAAUAGCCAGCUGCACAUUUUUCCAAAGUUCUCCCAACAGUCUGUCAAAUCACAUUUGUAGAAGAAAGCAAGAAUGCAUUCUCUACUCCAUUUCCUCUGGUUUGUAGUCUUUGCAACCUAUUGCUAUAUUGAAGCUUUGGUGAAAUGUUUUAUUCCUGUGAAGAGAAAAUCUGUAGCUGGUGAAAUUGUCCUUAUAACUGGAGCUGCAUGCGGCAUUGGAAGAUUCACAGCCUUUGAAUUUGCCAAACAGAAAAGCCGACUGGUUCUCUGGGACAUAAACAAGAGUGGCCUAGAGGAAGUCGCUGAAGACUAGAAGCUGGGAGUCGAAGUAUAUCCUUAUAUGGUGGACUGCAGUUCGAGAGAGGAAAUCUACGCUGCGGCUGAGAAAGUAAAAGAAGAUGUUGGAGAUGUUACUCUUUUAGUGAAUAAUGCUGGUGUGGUUACAGGAGAUCUGCUUUCCAUCCAGGACAAGCAUACAAAAAUAUAUGAUAUCAAUGUUCUAGCUCAUUACUGGACAAUAAAAGCUUUCCUGCCAGCUAUGAUGAAAAAUAACUACGGUCAUAUUGUCAGCAUUGCAUCCGUUGGUGGCUUUGUGUCUGUUCCUUUUCUGUUCACUUAUUGCUCCAGCAAGUUUGCUGUCAUCGGGUUUCACAAUGGCUUUACCAAAGAAUUAUCUGCUUUGGGAAAAGAUGGGAUCAAGACUACCUGCGUGUGUCCAUUUUUUGUAAACACAGGGCUUGUAGAAAACCCAAAGUCACGGGUAAUACCUGUUUUGAAACCUGAGGCAGUUGCAAAGAGGCUUGUGGAUGGGAUACUCUGCAAUCAAAAGAAGAUCGUGAUCCCAUCUCCUCUUGCAAUGUUCCCUGUGAUGGAAACAAUUCUUCCAGAGCGUGCUAUGGUGGCUUUGGAAAAGUUUCUGAGUAUCGGAUUUGAUGUCAAGAAACAAGAAUGACUCAAAGUAUCAAAGCUUUUCAAACGUUAAGUCAAUGUGCAAUCACAUUUCUAAUAUCAUGGUUUUAUAUUCCUUAUGCAAACUGCAAAAGCUCUAUUCUUCACAAAAAUCUAUAUUAACAUAUCAUAUACUGGUGUGAGUUUAUUUCUUCCUCACAAUAAAGAAGACGUAAACGUAACUUCAAA